CAUCAAGUUCUAAGACCCUGACCAAAGCUGAACUCUGUGCCCUGGCCAUCUGAAGCGAGAGCUGGUGAGAGCUUGCUCGCUUGUGGACAAAAUGUGUUGAUAGGAAGCUACGUGCUUGCUGUAUACCAACCUAUAUGCAAAGAACUCGCUUCUUGGCGCCCGGCAAAAAUCGCUCAUUGCGCUCGCCGAGAUCCUUGCCCCUGCUGUCUUCCCUGACUUGUUCGUGCAUUCACAUAAGCUCGUGUGCUUGGAACAUAUACGUCGCAAACGCCUGAGACACAAGGCGUGCGUAUUUUGACGAUCUUUGCGACGCCGCUCGCGUUUGACAAAAUCCCAUUCAUAACAACGAUAACUGCAGUAACAAAGUCACUUGAAAUCAGAAGAUCCAGGAGCGGCUUAUUGGCAAAGAGCAAGCUUGCGUCCCGCAGUGAUGCGGGCCCUCGGGUGAAGCCGAUGGACACGUCCAGACUCGAUUCUUGCUAUAAAUGUUGAGAGUCGGCGCGGCUGAUGUCGGGGUCGGCCUCGGCGGUGCCGGGGCUCCAGGCAGCGCCGGCGGACCGCCCGCCCCCUCCUCGCGCAGCCACCUCGCCUCGCGCCGCGCCGCCCGCGCUCGCUGGUCCGGCGCCGCGUGGGGCGGCGUGCUAGCUCCUGAUGCUCUCUUGGCGGCAGGGGCAUGUGGUCGCGCUGCCGGCCCGUUCAAGGCCUCACGCGCCGCGACCCCCGGAGCGUCCUCCUCGCCACAGCCGCAGCCGCACCAGCCCCCGCCGGCCCGACCAACCGGCAGCGGCUGCAGCCCUGCCCACCACCAGCACCAGCACCACCACUUGCAGCAGCACCCACAGCACGGCUUUGCGCCGGCCGUGGUGGCGGCCGCGGUCUCCUCCGUGUCGUCCACCGCCGCACUGACCGCCGCCUCGGCCUCGCCUUCCGCGGGCCCCGACGCCCGGCCGGCCGGGCCACUGGAGCUGACCCCGGCCGUGCAUGGCGGCGGUGGCUGCUGGGAGCUCGCGCCAAGGCUGCCGCACCCAGCAGCAACUGCCGUGCCGACUGCGGCAGUGGCAGUGGCGGUAGCAGGGACAGGGGCAGUGGCAGGAGCUGCGCCGUUGCCUCGUGAGCACGCUGGCUUGAACGCUUGCGAAUCUGCCGCGGCGGCCAACGUCCUUGUUGUGGCGGCACCGCACCUGGUCGGGCGGCGGUAUGUGCAUUCCAGUGUGGACCUCAACGGCCACAGCGCUGCAGUGGCGGCAGUGACGCCAACGACGGCAGCGGCAGCAGCGGUGCAGUCCGACCCGUCGGAUGCGGCGGCUGCGGCGGAGCAGGUGCGGUUGCGGCGGCUGCAGCAGGACGCAAGCGGCGACGACGCGCCCAGCACCUCUUACGGCGGCGGCAGCAGCAGUAGCAGCAGGGGCAGUAGCGGCAGUGGCAGCGCUCGCCGGUCGUCACGUCGUGCAGGUGUGCGGCGGAGAUCGCCACUGCCGGGCAACACUGCUGGUGCCAUUCCACAGGUGGCCACCGCCGCUGCAGCAGCAACAGCCAGCAGCACGACGAGGGCCGCAAGUGAAGACCAAGGCCAGGGCCAGGGCUGGGGUCCCCUCUGGACCCGGCAGCAAUGGCAGGCGCUGGCCGGCGCUCCUCUUUCCGGCGCGGCACUCACACGAGCCUUGGCUAGCGCUGAGAGCUGGCAGGAGCUGGGGGCGCUGCUGCUGCUCGCCACUGCCGCCCAGCCCCAACCGCUGGCCCAACCACCACCGCAGCAGUCCCAACUGCCGCCGCCUCUGUCCGCCGCCAGCGCCGACCUGCUGAACUCCACUCAUGUGGCGGCGGCGCUGGUGGCCCUGGCGCACCUGGCGGCGGAGGAGGAGGCGGCGGCGGAGAAGGAGGAGGAGGGGGCGCCGGGUCCGUGGGGGAGGCAGGGGGCGGGCGCAGUGGAGGCGCCGGUGGGGCCGGCCAGCGCGGAUCCGGGUGCCGUUGAGACGCCUGAGGAGGACGCCGAGGACGGGGACGGGCGGAGCCCCCAAGAGGAGCAGCAGCAGCCGCUGCGGCUGGCGGGUGGUGCGGCGCUGGUGGCGGCGGAGGCGCACUACGGCGGGCGGCUGGGGGCGCUGGCGGCGGAGCUGGCGGCGGCGGCUGUGGCGGCGCCGCGUCUGGCCGCCUUGAGCGCGCGCGAGCUCAGCAACGUGACCUGGGCCCUGGCGCGGCUGCGGCAGAGGGGCCACCUGCAGGACCCGGACCCGGACCAGAGCCCCAGUGCCGCCGGCACGUCGCCUGCCGCGGGCUCGGGGGCGGCGUCAGGGCGGUGGCCGGGGUGUGCGGCUGCUGCCACCGCCCUGCAGUGCGCGUGCGGCCCCCGGUGGGGUCAGUUCAGUGGGCCGGAGAGCGCGGUGCUGCUGUACGGCAUGGUGCUGCUGGCGCUGGGUGGGACCAGGGGGAAGGGCCGGGGGGGCACGGACACGACCGACACGGGGCUGUCGGCGUGGGACCUCCUUGGGCCGGAGGAGGCCGCCAGCAGCAGCACUGGUAGUAGCAGCACUGGCAGUAGCAGUGGCUGUAGCAUGAGCUGGCUGGCCGCGUGGUUCGCGGACUCGGCGCGGCCCGAGGUGGUGGGCGGCUGGGGCCCCCGCGGCCUGUCCGCAGUGCUGUGGGCGCUGGCGCAGCUGUGGGACCAGCCCUCACCCUCGGACUCGGCGGCAGCUCCACCUGCCUCCUCGCCCUCCACGAGGCGGCAGCAGCUGCCGCCGCUGCCGCCGCUUCCUGCGGGCUGGUGUGCCGCUGUGCGUGUGCGACUGGCGGCACAGCUGCCUCACCUGCACCCGGGCCCGCUGGUGGGUGUGGCCUGGGGCAUGGCCCGACUGCAGACCUGGCUACUGCCGCACAGCGCACCAGGCCUAGGUGCCGGUGAGGCCGGCAGUAGCAGCAACGACAGCAGUAGUAGCAGUAGCAGCAGCAGCCCGGAGGCUCUGCUGGGCACGCUGGUGCGGGUGGCGACGCGGCGGGUGUCGGCCGCCCCCACCCUCCGAGACCUGUCCCAGCUGUCCUGGGCGGUGGGGCGACUCAGUGCGGCGCUGUGGGGCCAGCAGCAGCAGCGGCAGCAGCAGCAGCAGGGGCAGGGACACGGAGACGCAGGCCUGGCGCUGCAGCCGUGCCCUGUGCCGUCACCUCAGCCACAGCGGCCGCCGGUCGUAGCAGUGGCAGUAGCAGAGGCAGAGGUAGUGCCGGCAGUGCCGGCCGCUGCCGCCGCUGCCGCUGCCGCAGCUGUUGGGGCCUCCCCCACUGCAGCCUCCCCCGCCGCCCCUGCACCCACGUCGCCGGCACCUACGGCCGCACCGCGGCCCCCGAUAGCAGCGGCGACCUCGGGCCCCCCUGCACCUGCUGCUGCCGCCUCCGCCUCGAGCCCUACCGCCUCCGCUCCCGCCCCGCCGCCUGCACGUGACUGGGGCGCCUGGGCUGACCAGUGCGACUCGCCCUUUGCGCUGUGGGAGGAGGAGGAGGGCGGACUGCUGGCGCCGCCUUCAGCCACACGGCAGCAGCAGCGCCGGCAGGGCGCCGGCACCGGCAUCUGCACGGGGGGGCCCUCCCAGCCGCCUGCGGCUGCUGCUGCUGUCAGGUCGCCGGUGUCCCUCAUGGAGCGACCCAACCGCAGGGCCGCCAGCCAGCAGCAGGGGGAGGCGGGGAGCGGCUCCCCCACGGCCUCCCCCACGGCCUCCCCCACGGCCUCCCCCACCGGCUCCCUCAGCUCCAUGGACGUGCCGGUGGCUACAGCGGCUGCGGCUGCGGCAGCUGUAGCGGCUGCAGCGGCUGUAGCAGGGGCGGGCAGCGCCUUGCGUUCCAUGGACGGCAUUAGCGGCGGCAGUAGCAGUGGCAGCGGCAGUAGCAGUGGCUGGCGGCGGGCACACGAGCAGCAGCAGUCGACUGCCCUGGGCUGCGGCGGCGGCUGGCAACAGCAGCACCAGCAUCAGCACCAGCAGCGUCACCUGCAGCCUCCGCCGCCGCCUGCACGGCCGCAGGACGCCAACGUGCAGCGGCUUGCGCAGCUGGGCCGGUGCGUGGUGCAGCGGUGGCAGGAGCUGUGUGGCUACAACACCACUGGCGCUGCCACCAACACCACCGCCAACUCCAGGUCCACAUCAGCAUCUGGCGCCGCACGCAGCGCUAACGGCUCCAGGCCCAAUGCCAGGCCCGCAUACCAGCCCCAGAGCCCCCAGCACCCCCAGCACUCCCAGCACCCACAGUCGCACCCCCAGCCGCAGGUGGCCAGUCCGGGUGACGUGGCGGUGGCGGCGGGCGCCUGGGCACGACUGGGCUGGGCGCCGCCGGCCGCCCUGGCGCGCCGCUGGGUCAAGGCGGCCUGCAGGCGCCCCGAGGACUUCGGCGCGCAGGGCCUGUCCAACCUGCUACUGCUGGCCUCGGGCCCGGCAGCUGCUGCUGCCGCCAGCGGCAGUGGCAGGGUGGGCAGUGGCAGUGGCAGUGUGGGCAGUAGCACCGGCAUGACCGCUCUGAGUCGGGAGCUGCGGCCGCUGCUGCCCUCACUGGCCGCGGCAGCCCUCCGACACAGCGCGCCGCCGCCGCGGCCCCUGGCCCCGGCCCCGGCCGCCCAGUCACUUCCGUCACUGCCGCCAGCUACUGCCAAUGCUACAGCCAGUGCCGCCGUGAUUGCACAGCAGGCGGCGAGGACGCUUAUGGCGCUCGCGGCGGCGGCUGCGGCGCGGCAGCGGCGGCGGUCGGCGGCGGCUUCCCCUGGCGCCGCCGGGUCUGUGGCUGGCUCCACCACUAGCGCCCAGCGGUCCCAACGGCGGCGACUGUUCCGUGUGGGUGGUGGUCAGUCAGCCGGGCCGGCCUGGGGCGCGGCUGCGAACAGGCUGCACCGGCUCCGACUGGCGGCUGCUACGGCGGCUGCGGCCGCCGCGGGCGGGGGUGGCAAGGCGCACAAGGACCGGCAUGGCGCGCACAAGCACUCGCAGGUGCAGCAGCACACACAGCAGCAGCACGCACAGCACUGGCACCAGCACCCACACCCGCGGCACGACCGGCCGCAGCGCUUCCCAGCGGCGGCUGCCGCGGCGGCGGCUGAGGGCGCGGCACGGCGCCGCCGCCGCCGCGGCCCUCGUGAGGUCGCAGAGGAGGAGGAGGCGGCGGCAGUAGCAGCCGGGGCGUCGCCGUUGCAUCGGCGUCACCAGGUCGGCGGCAGUAGCAGCAACGGGCCGGCGCUGGAGGCCGCGCAGCGGGCUGUGGCGGCGCGGGCGUGGGCGUCCCUGCUUGCGUCGUCUUGGUCAGCGGCCUCCGAUGCCUCGAGCGCCAACAGCGCUGCUGACAGCGCGGCCCCCGCGGCCCCCGGCAUCCGGGCUCGGGGUGAAGACGUGGUCCGUGGCGCCAUUGCGGCCGCACAGCUGGGAGUCACCCCCGGCCGCGGGCAGCUGACCCGCCUGCACACAGCACUUCUGCAGCUGCUACAGCUACAACCGGGCUCGGCCCCGGCCGCCCCAGCCGGCGGCCCGCUACAGCCGCCGCUGCCGGAACUGCCAGACCGACUGGUGCUGCCGCUGGCUGUAGCACUGGCGCGGCUGCAGGCCCGGACGGGCGGCAGUAGCAGCAACGCGGUCGGCUGUAGCAGCCAGCUGGCGGAUGCCCUGGCGGCGCGCUGCCGGCUGCUGCUGCUGCGCCACCCCGACUGCCUCGACACCAGGCUGCUGCAGCCGCUACAGCCGGCACAGCCGCUACAGCCGCGGUCGGUGCCCGACGCUCCCAGUGCAGCGGCAGGAGCCCCGGCAGCAGCAUCAGUGGCGGGGGCAAGCGCGGAUGCGGGUGCGGGGGCAGAGAGCACCCCCGUGCAGCCCCCACCAGUCCCGCGCCGCGCACUGCCGCUGCGCUCCCUGACCGCCAUGGGCUGGGCUGUGGGCACACUGGCAGCCGCCUGCGGGCUGCUACAGCCGCCGGCAGUAGCAGCGGGCGCACCGGGAGCAGCCGCACCAGUUGCUGCCGCCGGCAGUAGCAGUAGCGAGGCUGCCAACGGCGCUGCAGCAGUGGCGGUGUUGGAGUGGCGGCGGCUGUGGGUGGCGGCGCUGGCUGCACACGGUGAUGUGGUAGCGGCCGCAGCAGCUGCAGCCGCUGCAGCCGCCACGGUUGCUGCCGCUCCUUCCUCCCCACCUUCUGCCUUGGGCUCUGCGCCUGCAGCCGCGGCGGCCCCCAAUUCCGGCGGCAGCGGCAGCAGUGGCGCUAGCAGCAGCUGCGGCGCUGUUGAGACGGAGCUGCUGCUGGGGCUGGUGUCGGCCUGGGCGGCGCUGGGUCUGGGCGGGGCGGUGGAGGCGGCGGUGCAGGGCCGACUGCUGGCCAGGCUGACUCCGGAGCUGCCCUCCCUGCCCGCGCACCGCCUGGUCGCGCUCAGCGCCCAGCUGCGCGGGGGGCUGCGCUGGCGCCUGCCCGCCGCCUGGGCGGACUGGCUGGAGGAGUGCCGGGCCGCGGCGGUGGCGGAGGCGGAGGCGGCGGGGGCGGCGGGGGCAGGCAGCAGUCGCCGCCGUCAGCAACAGACGACGGGGAGGAAGCAGCAGCAGCAGGAGCAGCAGGAGCAACAGCAGCAGCGUGAGGCGGCGUUAGGGGUGGGGGCGGCUGUGCGGCGGGCGCAGCCGGCACGGCGCGGGCAGGGGCCGACGGCGGGACGCGGGCGCACAGGGGCCGGCGCGGUGGCGACAGAUGCGGAGACGGAGGUGGCUGGGACAAGGGCUGCCGCCGGUGCUGUUCGCAAUGAGGUGGCGGCGGCGGAGGUUGCGGUGCCGGCUGCGCGGCGGUCCCGGCACUGACCCACCGCACACGCACGCAUACAUGCACACACUGGCGAGCUCCGUUCUAAUAUGUUAGCACCCCAGGUGGGUCAUUAGGUGGUGCACUAGGCGGGGCCGGGUGUGGGGCCCGGACUGGGGUUGUCCGGGCGGGAGGCAGAGUCGGUGUGCUGCGAGUGUCUGUGUUUGCAUAUAGCUUCAGGUAGUGUGAGCGCGCCGGUGUGCUGCAACUGAGUGUGUUUGGAAUGUCAUUAGCAGAGCAGCUGGGAUUAUCAUUAGCAGGAAUGCGUGGGUCUUGCACGUGGCAGAUGGCAGGUAGUGCAGUGUGAGCACCGGAAGGCAUAAGACACGCCGUAGAGCAGGGCGUCAGUCAGGAAGGACACCGUUCAGGAGCCACUUGCGGGUGCACCAGCGGCGGAUGUGGGCUCUCGGGCUUUGUAUGAUAGGCGCUGUGCCUUUGUGUGGUAGGCGCCGGAGAAGAUAUCCCCAUUUUCAGGGACGACGAAGACCAAGGAGUGAACUCGUGAACUGGUGAUGGGUGAGAAGCCUUGUGUUUGGGGUGCGGUGGGCAUUGAGUGCAGCCAGACUGCGAGGCGAAGACCGAGUAGCUCAGCCCGACAGGCAGCGGGAGGAGAUUGCGGCAUAGAAGUAAAAGCCGGAGUCGUGUGUUCGUUGAAGUGUUUGUGCGAACGUGCGAGCUGCAGAUGCUUGAGACCCGCGGGAUCUCAAGAGGGGUGGCAGGUGCUCUGGAGGCCCGGGAGGCCGCGCCCGCCCCCAGCCACGGAUUCGUAAGUCCACAUCACUUAAAUGGCG
This is a messenger RNA of Chlamydomonas reinhardtii, 7583 nucleotides long. RefSeq lists its product as uncharacterized. The transcript is spliced from 5 exons. The coding region runs from base 486 to 6791 and encodes 2101 amino acids. Gene Ontology annotation, cellular component: nucleus. The record is from RefSeq and is a predicted model, not a curated record. NCBI's taxonomy places the organism in Eukaryota, Viridiplantae, Chlorophyta, Chlorophyceae, Chlamydomonadales, Chlamydomonadaceae.